AUGUUGCCUACGCCGAGGCCACGACAUUUGAGCGGGGAUGUGAAGCGUCACAGUCGCCCGUAUUCUUACACUCGCAAGCCUUUCAGUAUCGUUGUUUCACGAGACGGCAAUCUCCCUAUCCGUCGGGCCGUUCAGGUCACUUGCAUCAUCGACGGCCGCCAGCUCAGCUCCGCGACCAUCCUCCCGAGGGGCGAUGACAGCCCGACGUACCUUGAGACUUGGGUGGCCAAGGAGUGCGGGAAGUACUACGACAAGAACUACCAGUUCUCGCCGAUCGUGAGUGAGCUGCUGAAAUCCCCUGACACUGUCAAGAUUUUCCUCCAGGAUGGGCCCAUUCCAGCCGAGCUGCCGUACUAUGGCUCCAUCGUCGUCAAACUCGAGGAAAUCAAGGACCUCAAGGAUCUGCCCUCUCGUGUUGUGUGCAUGGGCAAGAAGCCCCUCGGCCUUCUCACCAAGAUAUUCGAGGGUCAGACCACCGAUACCUACGUGGAUGGUGUUGUCGUGGGGAAGUCGAAGCCAACCAAAAUCUGCGAUGGCAACGUCAACAAGUCUGCCCCCAAGGCCACUGUCGUGUUCAAGGUCUACAUCCAGUACAAGGGCGACCAUUCGAUUAUCAAGGAGUAUGCCCCGGCGCAUUUGACGGCCAAGCAGACUGGUAACGACCCCAUCGAUGUUGUCUACAUCGCCGUUGACGAGAAGCGUAAGCUUAUCACUCAGCCCUUCCGCAUUGUCGCCGCUCCUCCCGAUGCCCACCAUCCCGUUGACGUGAUCCUGCGGUCCACCAUCGACGGCAUCAAGCUCGACCGAAAUGGCACCGUAUCCAUGAAUGGCUCAGGUCAUCCUAUCCACAACGCGGUGUGGUGCGAUAGGAGCAGCGGCAUCCCUUGCGAUAUGGAGUACAUUUUCACUCCCAUUAACUUCGUCGACAACGGGCCCAUCCCUGACGAAGUCCUUCUUUACGGUUCCAUUGCCGUCACUCUCGAGGGCGUAAAGUGUUCCGGCGACAAGACGUCUGCCUUCCGCGCCUCGCCUACGAAGACACCGGUCGCCGUUGUCGACAGCUCAAUGGAGGACCACCUGACUGACACUUGUGUCAUUGGGACGCCGCUGGGUCAGUCAAAGAGGAUGCAUACGUACAGCUUCAAGCCCAUCAAGUCGAUUCCCAAGGCAACAAUCGUGUUCAAGGUAUGUCUUGCCUCAAGCGGGGUUGGUAGUAAUGCUGAUGUGCAGUACGCGUCCAGGGAUGUCCUCAUCGAGAACGACAUCAUCCCCGACAAGCUCGAUGAGAAGGCUGGCCACCACACGCCGCCGUUCACUGUGUUUGGCGGCAAGACGUUGAAGCUGAGCGACACGCCGCUUACUGUUACCUACGACCAUACCGAGGAUGCUAUCGAGGACAUCAACCCUGGUUGCAUGAGGUGGCCACGCUUCCUCUUCUUCAAGAAGAAGCAGAAGAACAAGCGUGGGAGUGUGACUGGUGGCAAGGGCGUGGGCAAGAAACAGUAG
This is a messenger RNA of Vanrija pseudolonga, 1506 nucleotides long. RefSeq lists its product as uncharacterized. Lineage: Eukaryota; Fungi; Basidiomycota; Tremellomycetes; Trichosporonales; Trichosporonaceae. The transcript has 5 exons. Bases 1 to 1506 code for a protein of 501 amino acids. The record is from RefSeq and is a predicted model, not a curated record.